AUGCGUCUACGCGCAAAUCUCCCAAUAGCGGAACCGCAGGCACUAUGCCUACCGCUUGUUGAUGUUGGUACCGAAUGGCGCUCGUUCUCCAAUGAGCGUAGUGGCACAGAUCCCUCUCGUGUAGGUGCUCCGGAAAAUCCACUGCUUAGCGGAGGUGAUCUUUCGACUAGCAUUGCCGUAGGAUUUGGCGCAAGUGACAGUGAUACCAGUCUUGCUAAUGCACAGCGGAAAAGUAUGAACAACACUGAUCGUCAGAUGACGCAGGCUAUGAGCGUGAUUAGAGAAAUGAGCGAAAGGAUCCAUCUUGCAAAAAGUAUACAGGAUCUGGCUUCUAAAACCUUCAAAGAUGUGUUGGAUAGUAAAGCGUUGAAAGGAAAGAAUAAUGAGGCUCAAGCAGCAGCUUGUCUGUACAUUGCUUGCCGUAAGGAAGGAGUACCUAGGACUUUUAAAGAGAUCUGUGCUGUUUCUCGUGUAUCGAAGAAGGAAAUUGGACGUUGUUUCAAACUUAUCAUCAAAAGUCUUGAAACUAAUCUUGAGCAGAUCACUUCGGCGGAUUUUAUGUCCAGAUUUUGUGGAAAUUUAUCGCUACCAAACUCGAUACAGGCUGCUGCUACACGUAUCGCAAAAAGAGCUGUGGAGAUGGAUCUCGUAGCUGGAAGGUCACCGAUUUCUAUUGCCGCGGCAGCUAUUUACAUGGCAUCACAAGCUUCCAGUGAAAAGCGUUCGGCGAAAGACAUUGGGGAGAUUGCUGGUGCCGCUGAAGUCACAGUAAAGCAAACUUACAAACUUCUGUAUCCAAAGGCUGCCGAGCUUUUUCCGGAGGAUUUCAAAUUCGUUACUCCAAUUGAUCAGCUUCCCACUUCAUGA
Messenger RNA from Cylicostephanus goldi, 867 nucleotides. Lineage: Eukaryota; Metazoa; Nematoda; Chromadorea; Rhabditida; Strongylidae. The record is from the annotation of a GenBank genome assembly.